Solea solea (common sole) is the source of this 1264-nucleotide messenger RNA. Its product is annotated as synapse differentiation-inducing gene protein 1-like. NCBI's taxonomy places the organism in Eukaryota, Metazoa, Chordata, Actinopteri, Pleuronectiformes, Soleidae. The transcript is spliced from 4 exons. Bases 522 to 1235 code for a protein of 237 amino acids. Gene Ontology annotation, cellular component: intracellular membrane-bounded organelle; membrane. The record is from RefSeq and is a predicted model, not a curated record.
GUAAGACAGCACCGCUGGUGGCGCCAGCACAUGACGAUGGUGAGACGCUGGGAAAGACGCGUGAGCAGGUGGAGCGGAGCAGAGUUUUUUGGAAAUGUCAGAUGUUUGCUCGGUAAUGGAGUUUACAGCGCGCAUCACACAGCCAAUCCCCGCCCGAGUCGUUCGGAGGAGCCGGAGCUCAGUGUGAUCCUGUGCGUAAAAUCUACCUGUCAGACGCAGCGGCGGUGCCACAGCAGCAGCAGCACCACCACCAGCAUCAGCAGCAGCGGCAGCAGCAGCCAGAGCUCACUCCUCUCCUCCACACCCGGAAAAGCUGCCAUCUAAACGGACUACGCUGCGUGUGCGUGUGAUACAAAGUGAUAAUGUGAAGUGGAAUUCUGUGGGUUCGUCCCUCUCCGUCGACUCAGCUGCGCCAAGGAACGAUGCUGAACAAACCUGCGGGGGAAUUUUCUACUUCAGGUUUUUCCAGCUGCCAAAUCCUCCGUCCUCUGACCCACUAGACGUGUGAACCUGCCACCAUCAUGGAGAGCCUCAGUGAGCUCCAGAACCCCCUGCUAGACAAGACCAGUAAACAUGUGGUCCACAGCGACUACCAGGGUUACCAGUGUGACUACCCGAGCCAGCCCUACCAGGAAAGCCUGAUCGGCUACUACUACACGGGGACUAACGGCAAACACAAGACUCCGCAGUUCCUGGACGCGACGUCCCUGCAUCUCGCCGUGGAGGCGUUCUACAGGCCCAACUUCAUCCUGUACAAAGACGACGUGAGUCUCCACAGCAAGGACUCCAAGAGCGAGAGCUUUGAGACCACGUUCACCGAGAGCAAGGACGCGGCGUCGGACGGAGCGCUGACGGAAAGCAGUGCGCAAGGAGAGAAGGACGUGAAGAUCCAGACGGUGUCGUACGAGGUGGAGGACGAGCAGGGACCCGAGUAUGAGAGCGACAGCUCCAGUGACAGCGAGAGCGAGGACAACUUCAUCGUGCUGCCCCCCCGGGACUACCUGGGCCUCGCCAUCUUCUCCAUGCUCUGCUGCUUCUGGCCCUUGGGCAUCGUUGCCUUUUACUUCUCUCACAAGACUGGCAAGGCCAUCGCUAAAGGAGACUUCUCCAGAGCGGGGAUGACCUCCAGAAGAGCCGUGUUCCUGGCUGCUCUUUCCAUUACCAUCGGAACGGGGAUGUAUGUGGGGGUGGUAGUGGCUCUCAUCGCCUACCUGUCCAAGCCUGGACGUGUAUAACAUUGGAUCCAGUUUGCUUGAGGAGAGGG